Messenger RNA from Pelobates fuscus (common spadefoot toad), 1326 nucleotides. RefSeq names its product G protein-coupled receptor 78 (gene GPR78). Gene Ontology annotation, cellular component: membrane. Gene Ontology annotation, biological process: adenylate cyclase-activating G protein-coupled receptor signaling pathway. The transcript is spliced from 3 exons. The record is from RefSeq and is a predicted model, not a curated record. Gene Ontology annotation, molecular function: G protein-coupled receptor activity. Lineage: Eukaryota; Metazoa; Chordata; Amphibia; Anura; Pelobatidae. The coding region runs from base 284 to 1303 and encodes 339 amino acids.
GACAAUACCUCUCCGAGCAUUGUUCAGCAGCAUAGCAGCCCCUGCUUACUACAUGCAGCUGUGCAGGCUAGCUACCUCCUUCACAUGGGCUGCUGUGUGCUCAGCUUCAGCACCCUGGACAGCGGACUCCUUGAAGGUCUAGGAGCAAGGGAAACCUGUUUGAUGCAGCAGGAGUUCUGCAGCAAUUCCAAGCAAGCAUGUAGGAAGCCCUCUAUGCUCUAAAUGCACAUUUUAAUCGACACACACUGCUUUGAACGGCAGGCUCAUGGAUAUAUGCUGAGAAAUGCACUUAGCAGAGGUUCUGCUGGCCAUCCUUCUGAUUGUGGUGUUUGUUGUGUCCUUACUGGCCAAUCUCUUGGUGGUGAUAUGUUUCCUGUACAGUGCAGAGAUCAGGAAGCAGGUGUCUGGGAUAUUCUUAUUAAACCUCUCCCUGUGUAACCUCCUCCUGACUGCCUUCAACAUGCCCUCCACUUUCCUGGCUGUCUUGAAAGCCCAGCAGCCUUUUGGGGACUGCAUUUGCAAAGCUGUGGGUUUUCUGGAAACUUUUCUAACUUGCAAUGCCAUGCUAAGCAUGGCUGCACUCAGUAUAGACAAAUGGAUUGCUGUGGUUUUCCCCCUGAGUUACAGCAGCAAGAUGAGGUACAAAGAUGCUGUGCUUAUGAUGGGCUAUUCCUGGCUGCACUCACUCACCUUUCCUCUGGUGUCCCUCUUCCUCUCUUGGGUAGACUACAGUAGCAUGUAUGCCUCUUGUACUUUGCAUGUCACAGAAGAAACUGAGAUCAGAGGUUUCACAGUGUUUACUAUCGUGUUCCAUACUGCCAGUUUCAUGCUCUCUCUGGUUAUUUUGUGUUUCACUUAUUUAAAGGUGUUAAAGGUGGCACGGUUCCAUUGCAAGAGGAUAGAUAUCAUUACUAUGCAAACUCUAGUCUUGCUUGUAGACAUCCACCCAAGUGUGAAACAGAGGUGUCUCAGUGAGCAGAAAAGGAGACGUCAGCGAGCUACAAAAAAAAUCAGUAUUUUUAUAGGAUCGUUCGUGCUGUGUUUUGCCCCAUAUGUUAUCACAAGGUUAAUAGAGCUUCUACCGUUUGUGAAAAUCAACAACUAUUGGGGUAUUGUAAGCAAGUGCCUCGCGUAUAGUAAAGCUGCAGCAGACCCUUUUGUAUAUUCUCUCCUUCGCAAACAAUACAAAAAAGUUUUACUCAACAUUGUCAACAGAAUAUUGAAAAGAGAACUCUAUCCUUCUUCAGGAUACACCAGCUCACUUGAUACAGAAAAUGACUAUUGUAUGAACAGGGCAAAUUAAAGACAUGUCAAAAUAUAUCAUUG